This is a messenger RNA of Acanthopagrus latus (yellowfin seabream), 3125 nucleotides long. Its product is annotated as protein FAM111A-like. NCBI's taxonomy places the organism in Eukaryota, Metazoa, Chordata, Actinopteri, Spariformes, Sparidae. The record is from RefSeq and is a predicted model, not a curated record. The transcript is spliced from 4 exons. Bases 174 to 1952 code for a protein of 592 amino acids.
CAUGUCAUCUCGCUGCAACGUUAGGUGGCAAUCAAAGACAGUCGACAUCAGCCCUUAUUUGGCCAGGGGACGUUAUCGGUUUCAACCAUCCGUUGGUUGGAGGGUUUCGGAGGGUUCGGGUGGAGUCCAAUCAUAUAUACUCUGGACGUCCUCGCAGCACCAGCUUGAUCACCAUGGAGAGUAACCAGCCAGGUGGAGCCUCAGGCCCUCAGGGGGGGCGUGGACAUCAUUUCAAAGUGCAAUUCAGCCACAAAGACAUCAAAUACACUGUUGAUUGUGAUCCACCUUGCACAGUGCUGGAGGGAAUACAAACAAAACAGAAAUACAAACAGCUGAAUUAUCCAGAGAAAAACCUUGUCAUUCAGAUGGGAAAAGGAGGUGAUUAUAUCGUUGCAACUCAUUUCCCUUCCUCUUGUGUCCCCCGUGGUGAGGUUCUGACCAUAUCAUGUGAAUCUGAAAUGGUUGAAGAUGCCAAAAUCCAACCUGCCACAGCAAUACAUUCAAGAGACAGAUACUCUGUUUUCUACAUUGAUACAGUCGGAGGAAAAAACGCCAAAACAAAGAAGCUUUUUAGAAGUAAUGCUGUCAAAAAGUUCAAGUAUCUAGGUGUUUAUGGGGAGAAGGGGAUGACGGUGGAAGAGGCUCUGCAAAGAGACGGUCGCUUCAGUGAUGAUCUCUGUAACUUCACUUUGUCUGACAAUGAAAAUCCUGACUGCCUCACUGAACCUGUAGACAAUGUUGAUGGCUUAAAUGGAAACAAAUUCAAGAUAUGUCUUCCACGGAAGAAGAGAUCAAAUGAUAAAAAACAGCAGGAAAACACAGAUGAAUCAAAUAAUCCACAGAACGGGUGCCUUACAAGAUCAACACCUGUCCAAAGUGAAGCACAUCAGAGAGGAAAAGGUGCGAGGGCAGAAAAGAAAAAAGUAGACCGCAGCAUUGACAAUGAGGAGAUACUGCGUAAGCAGCUUCCAGCUCUGAAAGAACUGAUGCAGAGCAGAUUCCCUGGUGAUUCUUACCAGAAAGCAGUAGAGCUGAGGAAGGAAGACUUUGGUAAGAUCCAGAAGUCGUUUAGUGAAGUGCACAGAGUGAGGAAGCUGCUGGAACUGGGAAGGUCAGUCUGCAAAGUGAUUGUUAAGGAUGUACGAGAAGGUUCAGGCUUUGUGUUGUUUGACAACUUCAUCUUGACUAACGCACAUCUAUUUAAAGAUUGUGUUGAAGGAGAAACACUGAAGAAGGGUGUGGAGGUGUUUGUUCUCUUCGACUAUGACGAUCCUGAGCCAGACACAAACUAUUACUACUUCCAGCAAGCUAACUCUUACAUCUGCUUCAAAGAGGAUGAUCUUGACUAUGCUGUACUUCAGCUCAACACUGAGGGUCAGAGGGUGUCCAAACAUAAAACCCAAACAGAGAAAAUUAAGAUACCACCAGGGCUCCUGAAGGACGUUGGUCCAAUGCCUCAGAAUGGUGAAGCCUGUCUUAUCGGUCAUCCGGGAGGAGAAGUGAAAAAAAUGGAUCCCACAUGUAUCAUUGAGAAAGAGAAGAGGGGGCAGGCUGUCUAUGAUAAUGUACAUCCAUACAGAGACAGUCUUUUCAUUCUGCACUCAAUCAGUCACCUCAUCAGAGAGCAGGGCAUUGAAAACAUCAUGAUUGGUGGGAAAUUGGCAGAAAAAAGGUCAACCUACAACACUUUCAUGUACCAUGGCUCCUCAGGCUGUCCAGUGUUUGAUGCUCAGUGCAAAGUCUUUGGUUUGCACACUGGAGGAUACGUCUAUGGGUUUCCAAAACAUGAGGAGAGUGUGAUAGAGUUCGCCCAACCACUGUGUACUAUACUGAAACACUUUGUGAAUAUGCUUAGAACAAAGGGACCUGAAGACUUGUUAAAGAGAUUUGAGGAGGCAGCAAAGGGAAACUCAGAAAUACAAAAAGUCCUGAAGACUGUAUCUGAAGCAUAGGUAGUCAAAGUUGAGUCAACUGCUGAGACUCUUCUGAACCAAUGCACACUGAUUAAAUAUUCAGAGGCUCAUCAGACAAGUGUGGAAACCCAUUUGGCUGCACAGGUUGUUGUUUCUAGUUCAUGAAAUCAUUAUUAUCCCAGUGACCAAGUCAUUUUAUUUCAUUACUUCAAAUGUAAAUACUUUAAAGUAUUUUAUGGGGCAGUGAGCUGGAUGCCAGCAUGCUUGUUGUUUACUGUAAUUAUAAUCAUUCACUGUGGUGGGUAUAGUUUUUUAUUUUCACAGCAAAACAUCUUGAACCCCAUCACACUGAACAAAGACCCCACUAAUGCCCACUAACAUCUGGCAUUGGUCUACAAUGUGGGCGUGUGAGGGCAUUUACCAGCUCCAGCUCUGAUUGGCUCUUCCCCUUUUUCAGAUGCAAAGAAGUGAAAGAUAUUUAAGAAAGUAACCACGUUACAGUCUCAGUGUCAGUUCUGUGCUACUACACGAGCACUGUAGGCUGCCUGACUGGUACUGUGCAUGUGCAACUCUCAACAGGGAUCAGAUAGAAUGGAUCACUCCCUGAGCAACGUCCAACAUCGGCUUCAGAAAAAAAACAAUGUGUCUUAUUCAGAAUGUUUUUGAGACUCUGUGAAUCAAGUUUAAUGUCCUCUGGAUGUCGUCUAUGAUCGGAUGCUUUCCUUGUCUUAAGUGUGAUAGUGUUUCUACUGUUAGCGUUACUUUUGGGUUUUUUUGUAGACAAGCUAAUUUCAGUGUAAAAAUGUUUUUUGUUGCUUUUAUUGCAUUGCUCCUGUAGUCCAGCCUUCCUUAAGAAGCUGGUCUACUAUUAUCUCAACAAUCUGCUGUUAACUUUUGUUUUGUAACUUGGUUUAGAUUAUAAGUGAAACUAUCUGGACUGGGCCGGACACAGUUCUAAAACUGAUUCUGUGCUUUCAAAGUCAGUAAUUUUAUGUUAGACACUCUAGAUUUAGGGGUUCUGUUUUCACUGUUUAGGAUUAGAUGGUGAGGCUUUACUUUCAGAUUUGUUUUGUGAUAUUUGUUUUAAGAAUAGUUUUUGGUCCUCUUUUGGUCUUGGUUUCAUGUCUUUGUUUUAACAGCACCAGUUAACUCUUUCUUUUGUAGUUUUGCCUCACCUCAUUGUGUUUGUGACUCCUAUGAAUUAAUGUUUGU